Molecule: messenger RNA, 855 nt
Organism: Rotaria sp. Silwood1
Lineage: Eukaryota; Metazoa; Rotifera; Eurotatoria; Philodinida; Philodinidae
Source: the annotation of a GenBank genome assembly
AUGCUGGGUAAUGUCUUUCGAAUUGUUAAUGUUGAAUUAAAUGAUACGGGAAAGCUUUUGAUAAUAUCAUUGAAUGCUUGUAAUGAAAAUGAUCAAGAUUAUAGACAAUUAUAUGAACAUGUAGAAAAAGAAAUUGUUGAUGAAAAUCCAACCUAUUGUAAUCUUGCCGAAUUAUUCUAUCGUCUUGGUGAUUAUGAUCGAAGUGAAAGAUAUUUCAAUUUACAUUUGAAAUAUCGUGGUAGACCAGAAGAUAUUGUAUUAUGUCAUGCUGGUUUAAGUAAAGUUGUCAAUCGUAAAAAGUAUAGUGGACUUGAACAAAAACAUCUAACGGAUACAAUGCAAAGUUUACAAAAUCCAACAAAAGCAAUUACAGAGCCAAAAUUAAUUCAAAAAUUAGAAGCAGCACAGAGUCAGUUAUUCGAUAAAAAUAAAAACUGUGAUGUUUAUAUACUAAGAACACAUACAAACAUGGAAAAUAAACGUGACGAUCUAGCUUUAGUUAAUUAUGAAACAGCAGUAGCUAUACAAAAGCGACAAUUACCUAGUGAUCAUCCAGAUAUUGAACGUACAUUAUUUCAAAUGGGACAAUGUUAUGUUGCAUUAAAAAAGUUCGAAGAAGGUUUACAAUUUAUGAAACAAGCAUUAGAAAUACGUGAAAAAUCAUUACCAUCAAAUUAUCGAGAUCUAGCGUUAACUUAUAGUAGCCUUGGUUCGGUUUAUCUAAUUCUGAUAAAGAAUGAUUUAGCAUUGGAACAUGUUAUAAAAGCACGUGAAAGACAUCAUGCAUCUGGCAGACCUGGUCAAAGCGAUCUGUGGAUAAUUGACACAUCAAUCAGACGUAUACAAAUAUACUGA